CACCGCCCACUGUACACACUACCGCACUCGCGCGCACACGCACAGGCAGUGGGAGUGGGUGCUCGGGUAGCUGCUGGAAGCCAGGAUGGGAUAAUCAUGCGCGUCUGGCUCCGGGCGUUGAUGCAGUUGCCGAUGCUGGAUACGGACUGGACUCGGAGCGCAGGGUGGGUCUAGGUGCAGGCCGGUGCCGCUUGGACCUCGUUUUGGUGUUCAUCAGGCAUUCCGUGGAAGGCUGCUGGGCGAUGGCCGUGAGAGGAGUUGGUGCAGCUCUCUGAAACGUUCUCGCCGAUGGAGGACGGGAUUCACCGGCACUGAAUCGCAGAGCGGGUCUGGAGGAACUUGGAAAAGGGGAGAGGGUACCCAGGUAUCCCCCCCCCCCCUUCGAGGAUACAAAAGACGCAUUUUGUGAUUUCUUUAGGUGGUGCUUAUUUGAACCUAAAAUAGGGGGAGAAGCGGAGCUAGAGAGGCAGUCGGCUGUAAGGAGCGGACAGAGGAUCCAGCAGCAGCCGCAGCAGCAGCGGCAGCCGCGUCCGUCCAUCCGUCCGACCGUCCGGGGUGGCGGUGGUGGUUCUGGGGGGGAUUUACUUGGAUGGAGAGAGGGUGCAGUGAAGGCUGAGAGAGAGAGAGCGGCUCGCCGUGUGUAGGAGGAGGAGGAGACGGAGGAAAACCGGGCAGUUUGAAGGGACGGGGAGCCAGGUGCGGCGCGGCGGCUCCAUGAGCGGCUCCUGCCGGGAGAGAGCGCCCACAGCCCAGCCGGAGCGUCUCCACUGCCGCGGGUAGAAGCCCGGGCUCCAGGACGGCGGUCAGUUUGGAAGUUUUGAUGCAUAUGAUCACAACCACCAUGAUUUUUAUGAUUCUUGGUGCUUCAGUUGUAAUGGCGAUAGCCUGUUUAAUGGACAUGAACGCACUACUGGAUCGCUUUCACAACUACAUCCUACCGCAUCUACGAGGGGAGGAUCGCGUCUGUCACUGCAACUGUGGAAGGCAUCAUGUCCACUAUGUAAUCCCGUACGACGGGGACCACUCCUUGGUGGACUCUUCGGAGAACUACUUUGUGAGUGACAGUGUGACCAAGCAGGAGAUGGACUUGAUGCUGGGGCUGCUGUUGGGCUUUUGCAUCAGCUGGCUGCUGUUGUGGCUCGACGGAAUCCUGCACUGUGCCGUCAGGGCCUGGAGGGCGAGCCGGUACUACGACACUCCAUCCUGGUCGUGGCUGCCGCAGUUCUGCAACCUCCGAGACCUCCGUCGCCGAGCCCAGCUCCGACAGCUGGAGGACUCCAGCGGCAACAUGGUGCACAUCAAGCAGAAGCUCUACCACAACGGCCACCCCAGCCCCCGCCACCUCUGACUCUAACAAUCGAAAGGCAAACAAAACAAAAAAAAAAGCGAGAGAAA
This is a messenger RNA of Fundulus heteroclitus (mummichog), 1395 nucleotides long. It is a transcript of the gene tmem240a, whose product is annotated as transmembrane protein 240a. The transcript is spliced from 4 exons. The coding region runs from base 821 to 1348 and encodes 175 amino acids. The record is from RefSeq and is a predicted model, not a curated record. NCBI's taxonomy places the organism in Eukaryota, Metazoa, Chordata, Actinopteri, Cyprinodontiformes, Fundulidae.